Molecule: messenger RNA, 579 nt
Organism: Prorocentrum cordatum
Lineage: Eukaryota; Dinophyceae; Prorocentrales; Prorocentraceae
Source: the annotation of a GenBank genome assembly
AUGGACACCGAGCUGGUGUUGGCGAAGGCGCGAGGCCAGAAGGUGAAGAAGCCCAUCCCGACAGAGAUCCAGCUCAGCCGAGCGCACGGUGCCAUCGAGCGCGCCGUCACGGCACGGGAGAGCCACUCGGCGCUGCUGGCGAAGGCCAUCGAGGACCUGCGCUCGCGCUCGGCGCCGGAGCGCCUGCCGCACAUGGUCGAGGGGAUACACGACGCCUGCAUGCAGCUGGAGCACGUGUUCGCCUCCCCGCAGUUCCGCGAGUGCGUCGGCGACGCCUUCCCCGACCUGCCGGCCCUGACCGAGAUGGCGGCGGCGCGGACGCAGCCCACGCUCUUCGACGCCGACGACGGCCUCGCGCUGGCGGGGGAGGCCUUCGAGGGCAGCGACGACGAGGAGGACAAGCAGAGGGAGCGGUCCUGGCUGUCCUCCUCCGCGAGCGGGCGCAGGCAGAGUACGGGCUCGGGCGAGGGCAGCAGCUGGCGCCACCGCGAGAGCUCGCUGCGGCGGCGCGCCUACGACACGGUCGUGCAGGGGCUGGGCUGCAGCGCCCCUGGAGCUAGCCAGAGCCAGGAGAGGUGA